Molecule: messenger RNA, 4918 nt
Organism: Lingula anatina
Lineage: Eukaryota; Metazoa; Brachiopoda; Lingulata; Lingulida; Lingulidae
Product: protein bicaudal C homolog 1
Cellular component (GO): cytoplasm
Molecular function (GO): protein binding; RNA binding
Source: RefSeq, a predicted model, not a curated record
AGUUCACUCAUAGCUCAGAGCUGACCUCUACACAGACACUGCAGCACAGAGGAUGAGACCAGUUCACCAUUCUGCUGCCAAGAAGAACAAGGAGGGGCCACUCUGAUGCUGUAUAUGUUUUAGCUGAUUUUACAAAGUUUUUACCUGACUGACAAGACGAGGAGGAGGAGAAAUCUGUAUAAAUUUAGUGAGUGAAGUGACUAGCAAAGUGACUGAGGUGCAAGGAAGGUGGUGAACAUGAUGGACACAAUGACUCCAUGGCCUCAAGGGCCAGCAACUUUACCAUACCAAAUGUUUUCCAGCCAGCCACCUCCACUACAGUCUAAUGUACCAGACAAUUUUGUCACAAACCACCCAGAGAUGCAACAGACUGACCACAUUGCAAACAACUUUUUUGGACAUGGGGUACCAAGCUUUCUUCAAAUGAGACACAAUACUCCCAAGAGUGACCACCCCAAUUACAGACCUAUAAGGUCCCGCUCUCCUAAGCCAAAUCCUCACAUCAAAGUGGCAGGUGAACCAGAUGAUGUAAGGAAUGCCAAGGACAGGAUUAUGUGUGUGCUGGACACAAAGAGUAAUCGUGUAACCUUGAAAAUGGAUGUGUCACACACAGACCAUUCCCAUGUGAUAGGUAAGGGAGGUAAUAACAUCAAGAGGGUAAUGCAACAGACAGGAUGCCACAUACAUUUCCCAGACUCUAACAGAGGGAGCACAACAGAGAAGAGCAACCAGGUGUCUAUAGCUGGCCAGCCUACUGGUGUGGAGAGUGCUAGAGCACACAUUAGAGAACUACUGCCAUUAGCAUUUUCCUUUGAACUGCCAAUAACAGGGGUCCUCCAGCCAGUGCCAGAUACAUCUUCACCACCAAUACAAAACAUAAUGCAGCAACACAAUGUCACAGUGACAUUUAAACAGAGGCCCAGGAUGUAUGUGACCACAGUCAUAGUACGAGGAACAGUUAGUAAUGCAAAAGCUGUCACCAUGGCAACCAAAGCUGUCAUGGAGCAUUUGGCUGGAAAUUCAGGGACCAACAUCCCUAUCAGUACACAACUGGAGAUUGCUCCCCAGCACCACCUGUUCAUGAUUGGAAGAGGUGGCAUGAAUGUAAAACAUAUCAUGCAGAGGACUGGAGCAAGCAUCCAUUUCCCAGAUCCCAACAAUGUGACACCACAGCGUAAAGGCACAGUGUAUAUAACAGGGGGAAUUGAGAGUGUAUUCUUAGCCAGGCAACAGUUAAUACAAUGCUUACCACUGGUGCUUAUGUUUGAUAUGAAAGCUGACGUGGAAGUCGGUCAAGCCAAAAUAGCAUAUCUUAUGGAGCAGCUGGAUGUUUUUAUCAGUAUCAAGCCAAAACCAAAACAACCAUCUAAGUCUGUGAUUGUGAAGAGUAUUGAGCGCAAUGCACUGAACAUGUAUGAGGCACGCCGUGUGUUGCUUGGGUUGGACAGAGAUGAUCAGUCUCUACCUCCAUCCAUACAUGAAGCCACCCAUGACAUUUCUCCCACCACCAAUAGCUUGGGCCUAGCUGGAUUAGGCAUGCUUGGUCAGAACACGCUGAGUAUUAAUACUUUGCCCAACCCUGUGUAUGUUAUCAAUGGCCAGAACUGCCAGAGACACCAAUCAACUAGUAGUGAAACCAGUGGAAGUCCUGGAUCAACAAGCCCAAAUAACUGGCUUACAUCGCAUAGUAUGCAAGGCCCUCCAAUGCUGCUGCAGGUGAACAAUGUUGGAAACUUCCCACCUAUCACAGCCACUUACAAUCUGCUUACCCAGUGCAAUGGGCUCAAAGACCUAAACCAAAACAGUGCAUUUAUUAGGGUACCAACACCUGAGAAAGCCAUUUCGACAGCCAGCAGUAACCCCAGCAGUGCCACCAGUCCAUCUGACAGCCCUAGGGACAGCCCUAUUGAUCUCAUUAAUAAAAAUCCAGGAUCACCCCAAGGGAGUGAAAGCCAUGAAGUAGUGACAGUUAAAUCAGGCAAUGGGUAUAUGAAUGUGGUUGUGCCAAAGCAAGCUUCUCCCAGUAACAGUGGGUCAGGUUCUGACCUUCUGGGUCUUAACCAGCCUCCUGGAUCUACAGUUAAUACACUGUCACCUGCUCAGCAGCAGAUACUUCUGCUGGAAGGCAACAUGAGGAGUAUGGCAUUUCAAAAUGGAGACAGAUCCUCAGAGUCUGGUACAGAGUCUGAUGGUUCUGACCCACUGGCUCCAGGAAGUAAUCGACCUUCCCCUGGCAACAGCAUGAACAGCAACACAAACUCCUUAUUUUCAAACAAUGCAUAUCCAUUUGAUUAUGAGAGGAAGAAACUUCUGGCAACCAAAGCUAUGCAAAAGAAACCAGAAGGUGAAUCCAGAAUCCCAACAGACUAUUGGGCAGGUCUUGGCUUCUCAAAAUCUAUGCCAGAUUCUGCUAUUAGGGAUAAGAUGAACUUCAGUAACAACACUUACAAAGGACCAACUAUGCCCACUACUUAUGAGUCCACACUUGGUGAGGAAGAUGAUGGAAUUGAUAGAGAUCCAUGGAGAGACUCGACCAAGAACAAACCCCUGUGUCCAGCCCCUGGGGAUUUUCCGAGUCCAAGGAAGAAGCAACCAGAGUUCAAGUUGGAUCUUGGCAAUCAUGUAGACAGUUCAGCCCACUUGAGAAACAGUAGCUCCUCUUGGCCACCAAAGACGGACUUGGCAGAGCUAUUCAGCAGACUAGGGCUUGGGAAAUAUACAGACUUGUUUCAACAACAAGAGAUUGACUUUGCUACAUUCCUGACCCUGACUGACCAGGACUUAAAAGAACUGGGAAUUACCACCUUUGGUGCAAGAAGAAAGAUGCUUUUGGCUAUAGCAGAUCUCAACAAAAGAAAAAGUUUCUCUGCCACUCCUGGUUCCAACAACCCAUUCCGAGAUACUGGGUCUUUUAUUCGGCGACAUGACUUGGCCACACAGAGCGGCCGCUGGUAGCUUGGUCAGCUGACCUUAGUGGAGGACGCUGGUGGAGGGGAGCUAACACACCAAAGAUUGCACCUCGACAAAAAUCAUGGAGAAAAAGUGGACCUUAAAAAAAAAAAAAGAUUAAGACAUCAAAUUUUCUAGUCAGAUGACAUUUUGUCAGAUUUCACAUUGCAAUAUCUUGGAAUUAAAGUAUGUUUUAACAGGAAGUGUGGUCCGGGCUUUUUGGCUUGGUAGGUAAGUCUCACAAAAUACAAGUGAGGGCAUCACAUAGCAAUGUAAGUUCGUAAUAUGCAUAUAUUUUAGAUUCCAGCCAUAGUCAUUAACAUAUUGAUCAUAGUAGAAUCAGAACAUAUGAUAGUAUUUCUAAUGUAAACAUGGUGUGAUCAAGUUGUGGCGACUGUUUUAUAAUGGACUAUGUCAUAAAUUGUUGCCUUUGUGUUUGAAGUGACCGAAUUCAUGUUUAAAUUGUGUUUUAAAUCUGUUGCUUAAUUGGUAGCAUGUGAAAACAAUCGAUUAGACAGUGGAACUGUUUUAAUCUUAGUUUCUUUAAUAGUUGCAGAAUGCUUUUAUUCAAGUGUUUUUGGUUAGUAGAUGUGAAGGAAAAUUUAAUGUUCAGUAAUUUGAGUUGAUUAUACUAAUGCUGUGCUCUUGAAAUGAUACAACAAUUAAAAGAAGAAUCUGCUUUCUAGAAAGGUAUAUAUUUCUUUUUUAAGAUUUCUUACUUGUUGUUCGACUAUUUUCUUUAUAUUUUCCGUCCAACAUAAAGACCAAUAGUUUAAGGGACUUUAGAUUAAUCUCUGUUUUAAUAAUCAAGGGCUCAUACUUAAAAUUCACUAAAAUGAAGCAGAUUGUAAUCACCAAAGAAUAUUUAUGAAUGUAUACACUACAUAGUAUUAACAUAAAAAGCACUUAUUUUUUAAAUGACUAUUAUAACUCACUUUGUAUAAAAUACUUUAUAGAAGUGUUGUAAUUGUAUUUGAGUUGUAUGUGUUCACCUGAAAGGUCCACUUUGUGUGUAACCAUGGAAAAGAUAAGACAAUCAUGUAGCCAAUAAUUGUGGAGAGGGGUUUGAAACCUUUGGAAUCCAAAGAUAAUGUAUCCAUGGUUUGGUCACACACUCCUCAGAUUGGCUUAAAUGUUUUUAUUGUUUUAUUGAGUGGAGCAAUGGGAACAAGGGAUCUUUUUUUCACUGUCCAUGCAGGCUAAUACAUAUGAUCAUUGAAUCUGUGAUUUUAGUCUUGGGUAGUGAAAAUGUAGAUUCUACCUCAGCUUCAAAUUGCAAAACCAUGCAAAUGUACAGUUUAGACUUACCAAUCUUAAGAGAUUUAAUUGACAUAUUUGUUAUCAUAUCUAUUUUUGCAAAGAUAAUUAUGGUCUCAUAUAAUAAGAAACUUAAAAAAUAUGAGCAAGUUUUAUUUAAUGAAUUUUAGUUACAGCUUUUAUAUUUUGUAGUUCAAGCUGCAUAGCUGCUUGUUUUUUAUACUGUAUGUAGUAGGUUUAGAUAUAGGUCUUCAUGCACAGGCAUAUGUCCAAGUAAAGAUUACUGGAUUUUUGUCUUGCUAUAUUUGCUUUUAUUCUGCAGAUAAUUAUGAGUAAUCAAACUUGCUUCAGUAGAAGUAUUUUUUCAGUUAAAUCUAGUCAAAAUAUUGUCUCAGAAGAACCAAUCUUUAAGUACAACUAUCAAAACCACUCGUUUCAAGUAGAAUGGAAUCCAGAUUUGUAAUAUUUUGGAGCAUUGUGGACUUUAUUAAUAUUGUAGAAGUUCACUGAUUGAUCUUUUCUAAUCAAAAACUGUGUGGUGCAUUUCAAACUGUCUCUGUUAUGUGCAAUUAAGGAAUUGUUGAAAAAAUUGAUUUGCAUUAUGAUUUGACAGCUCUUUUCUACACCUAACUUAUGGAAUCUAAAGAAACCAACCAUUUCAGACAAUAUUAUAUAGAGGUCCACUAUUAUGCAUUAAAAGUCUGCAAAAAUA